AUGAUCAGGCUUUUCGCCUGUGUCGACCGGCACUUGCAGCCGCUUCUCCCAGCUUCCUUGUCUCUGUUGGCCUCUCCCGUGCUUGCACGUCGACAAGUUAAGUGCUUAGCGUCAGCGUCUACUACGCUUAACCGCUAUUCUCGGCACACAAGAAAGAAGACGGUGUACUCGAUCAAACAAAUGAAUUCUAAUCCUACAGUGCUAAAAUCCUACUAUUGGUUCUCCGUACAAGGGACUGGUGGGCCAGGAGAGGCCGCGUCAGAGCGAGCAGCAACCUGGGAGACGUGUCCCAGUCGUCAAUUUCCUGGCCCCGGAAAAAGAAAGAAAUUUAUGACAGCCGUGCUCCGUAUUGAGGGUAGCUCCUCACGAGAACAAGCUUUGAAGGCCAAUGCCAAGUGCAAUUAA
Trichoderma harzianum CBS 226.95 is the source of this 405-nucleotide messenger RNA. RefSeq lists its product as hypothetical. Bases 1 to 405 code for a protein of 134 amino acids. The record is from RefSeq and is a predicted model, not a curated record. The transcript has a single exon. Lineage: Eukaryota; Fungi; Ascomycota; Sordariomycetes; Hypocreales; Hypocreaceae.